UUUUGAUGCCAUUGAACACGACUUUUGAUCAGAACAACAGCUAAGAGAGCCUGACUUCCUGUCUCUCAUCAACAUAUACUGAUAAGUACACAGAGUGAGGAGACAUCAUGGAGCACCUGCUGCUGCUGCUGCUACUGCUGAGCGCAGGACUCCAGGCUGAAGGAACUCCAACAGAGUCUAUCAGGUUGAUAGGAUCCAGUCGCUGUGAGGGAGACCUGGUGGUGAGACAUCAUGGAGAAUGGAGACCAGUGGUUGGUCGUAAUAUGGACUGGGACCUGAAGGAAGCAGCAGUUACCUGCAGAGAUCUCGACUGUGGCUCUGUUGUUUCUGUAGAAGAGAGAUCUGGGUCCUCAGGGAGACCUGUGUGGGGGAUCGAUCCUGACUGUGUUCAUUCUGGACCUCUGAAGGACUGUGCAGAAGCAUUUUCUUCUUCUCAUUCCAUCCUGAAGCUCAUCUGCUCAGACAUGCUGCUUCAGCCCAGCAUCUCUGGGUCCUCCACCAUGUACGGGGUCUCCGGGGCCCAGCAGCAGGGGGUCCAGGUGUUCAGAGGCUCCACCUUCAGCAUCAGCUGCUCCAUCCAGCCUCAGUACCCAGGAGGCUCCUUCCUGCUCAGCUCCUCCACUCACAACUACACCCAGCCAGCUGUCAAUCACAGCGCCCACUUCCUGUUCCCGGCUGCAGAGCCCGCCCACCAGGGAAACUACAGCUGUGUUUAUCACCUGUUGGUUCGCUCUCAUAACUUCUCCUCAGAGAGCCGUCUGCUGUCUGUCACUGUCUCAGACCUGCUGCUUCAGCCCAACAUCUCUGUGUCCUCCACCAUGUCUGGGGUCUCCGGGGCCCAGCAGCAGGGGUUCCAGGUGUUCAGAGGCUCCACCUUCAGCAUCAGCUGCUCCAUCCAGCCUCAGUACCCAGGAGGCUCCUUCCUGCUCAGCUCCUCCACUCACACCUACACCCAGCCAGCUGUCAAUCACAGCGCCCACUUCCUGUUCCCGGCUGCAGAGCCCGCCCACCAGGGAAACUACAGCUGUGUUUAUAACAUGGUGGUUCGCUCUCGUAGCUUGUCCUCAGAGAGCCGUCUGCUGUCUGUCACUGUCUCAGGCCACCAGGGGGCAGCGCAGACAGAAGGACAUGGAGCUGAAGAAAGUGAACCUGGCUGUUCCUGCAUAGGAAGAGUAGCAGCUCCUCCUAAGCCAUUUCUUGGUAUGGCUGUAGCCUACCCCAGCCAUACCCUGGCGCCGCCACUGAUUAUAUGAUGAUUCAGCCCCUGCUCAGAGUACAGAUGUCCUGAUAGCAGAACUUCAGAGCUUCAAACCAGAGAAAAUGUCAACUUUUUCUCAAAAAUUCAACAAUCUGACUUUUUCUAAAACGUUAAAAAUUCGGACUUUUUCUCCAAAAAAUCUGACUUUUUUCAAAAUCUCAAAAUUCGGACUUUUACUCAAAAAUCUAAAUGUUUUCUUUGUGAAAAUCAUUUUUUCUUUUUAAUAACAAUCAACAAAUUCUGAGAAAUGUCUUAAAACCACAGAAUUCUGACUUUUUCUCAAAAUUCUGUCUUUCUCUCGAAAUCUCAAAAUGUUGAACAAACUUCAAAAUGAUGUCUUUUGAGUUCUGUUGUAUUUGUGAUGGAGUUUUUGCUUAAUUGUCUGUUUUUGCUUGUUUUUAGGAAGAUUUGAGUUUUGUAAUUAAAGGAACAUUAUUUCUGUUUAAUUUAGGAAUUUAUCUGAUUUCAUCAAAAAGGAUUUUGAUAUAUAUAUAUAUUUUUUAAUACUAAAUGUUCUUUACAAAUUUACUGAAUUCUUAAAUGAUAUUUUCAUAUUUUUUAUAUUUUAAUAUUUUUGCUUAUUUGAUAAUAAUUGAGCUCAUUUCUCUUAAGGAUUUUUGUAUUUUGGUUUAAUUCAAACAUUUUGAUUAAUUUGGUUUUUAAAGAUUUUGUAUUAUUUUGUUUUCUACCAAAUUCUUUAAAAAAAAUGUAUUAAGUUUUUGUUUGUUUUAUAAGAAUUUCACAAAACUCUGUUCCUAAAAGAUUUGCUGAAUUUAUUCAUAUUAAGGAUUUUGCUUAUUUUAUAACAAUUUAGCUUAUUUUUUGCUUAUUUGAAAAGAGUUUUUCUCCGUUUUGAACUAAAGGAAUAUUAAUUUGACAUAAUGAAUUUAAACAUUUGUCUGAAUUGAUAAGAACGUGUCAUUUGAGAGGAAGGGUCUGAUAUAUAUGAAGAGGUAAAUCAGGUUAGAUAUAAUGAGGGAACAUGGAGAAAGACGUAUAAUGAUGAGAACAUGUGAAUAAAUGAAGCCCUGCACACAGACCUGAGAUCAGAUAUCAGAGAUCACAGAGAUUAUUUUCUAUGUUCAAUCAAUUAACGGUGAAACUCUG
Molecule: messenger RNA, 2365 nt
Organism: Trematomus bernacchii (emerald rockcod)
Lineage: Eukaryota; Metazoa; Chordata; Actinopteri; Perciformes; Nototheniidae
Exons: 7
Coding region: 108-1253 (381 amino acids)
Cellular component (GO): membrane
Source: RefSeq, a predicted model, not a curated record